AAAGGCUAAAGCUGAUGUUCGAGUACAAAGAAAAUAUAUGUAACAUCUAAUGCAAACAGUUGUUUAUGAACAUGCUAAGUAAUUUUUUAAACUUUCUGUAGUUUUUAUGAAGAUUUAACUUCAAGGAUCUAUAUAAAUAUUUUUUUUCAAUAUCCCCUCCAUUUAUAAAUAACUAAAAUGGCUCGUAAUGCUGAGAAAGCCAUGACAACUUUAGCUCGUUUUCGAGCUGCUCAGUUAGCUGAACAAGGCAAAGGACAACAAGAGAGAAGACCCUUUUUAGCUUGUGACUGUGAUGAUUUGAAAUCAGCUGAGAAAUGGAGAAGACAAAUUAUUGGGGAAAUCUCUAAAAAAGUAGCUCAAAUUCAGAAUGCUGGACUUGGAGAAUUUCGAAUUCGUGAAAUUAAUGAUGAAAUUAAUAAGCUUUUGAGAGAAAAAGGGCAUUGGGAAGCUCGUAUAAUUGAAUUAGGAGGGAAAGAUUAUUCAAAACUUGGACCUAAAAUGCUUGAUCAUGAAGGCAAAGAAGUUCCUGGAAAUAAAGGCUACAAGUAUUUUGGAUCUUCCAAAGAUUUACCUGGCGUCAGAGAAUUAUUUGAACAAGAACCACCAGCUCAACAAAGACGAACCAGAACAGAAAUGAUGAAGAAUAUCGAUGCUGAUUACUAUGGCUAUCGUGAUAAUGAUGACGGAAUCUUAAUACCUUUAGAAAAGGCUUACAAUGAACAAUUAGAGGAAGAAGCUUUAGAAAAAAGGAAAGAAUCCAAAGAUAGUGAUGUUGCAAUGGAGAAGGAAGAAGAAGAUAUUUAUGCUGUCCCUGAUGAUCCAAUGAGUGAUGAAGAGGCUAUGCAAGAAGAAGAAGAAGAUACUGCUGAUGAUGCUAAUCAGUUUAGAUUCAUUGCUCAUGUACCGGUUCCUACUCAACAAGAGUUUGAAGAAGCAUUAUUGAAGAAGAAGAAAGAUGAGCUUAUGAAGAUGUAUGCUUCUCUUGAUAUAAUCAAAGAAGCAGAAGAAACUAAAUCUUUAAUAGGAAAAUAAUAAUUUAUAGAAAAUUUUAACAACCAGUUAUUCAUAUUUGUAAAUAGCAUUGUACAAUUCACUUAGUUGCAUUUGUAAAUAUAUAAUUUUGAAAGAAGAAAAAAUAAAUCUGAUACAUGUUUUA
Molecule: messenger RNA, 1156 nt
Organism: Parasteatoda tepidariorum (common house spider)
Lineage: Eukaryota; Metazoa; Arthropoda; Arachnida; Araneae; Theridiidae
Product: pre-mRNA-splicing factor ISY1 homolog
Biological process (GO): generation of catalytic spliceosome for second transesterification step
Source: RefSeq, a predicted model, not a curated record